Molecule: messenger RNA, 1097 nt
Organism: Lepisosteus oculatus (spotted gar)
Lineage: Eukaryota; Metazoa; Chordata; Actinopteri; Semionotiformes; Lepisosteidae
Source: RefSeq, a predicted model, not a curated record
AUAUCUAACCGCAUAUGAUACUAAUGGAAUAUGACUCUUCAGGAUCAGGGUAAUCCAGAACUCCAGGUUUUUUUAACAAUUGGAUCGGACGGACAACUACAAUGCAAAACACAUCCUAUGUGACGAUAUUCUUUCUAACGGCAUAUGGCACCAAUGGGAAUUUGAGAUAUUUGUAUUUUACAGCUGCUUUAUUUGUCUUUCUUUUGAUACUCCUAGCAAACAUAAUUAUUAUAACAGUAAUUACAAGGGAAAGAAAACUCCACGAACCUAUGUACAUAUUUAUUUGUAACCUGACCCUGAAUGGGGUGUAUGGUAGCAUUUCAUUUUAUCCGCAUUGUUUAUCCAACCUCUUGUCAGAAACUCCCUCCAUAUCUAGAGCUGGCUGCUUGACUCAGGUAUAUUGCCUACACACAUAUGGAGGAUUUGAAUAUACAAUAUUGGCUCUGAUGGCGUACGACCGAUAUGUGUCCAUAUGUCAUCCACUGAUGUAUAACAGCAUCAUGACCCCCUUAAGAAUGACUAAGCUUUUAGUGUUUGUAUAUAUGUACCCUAUUUGUAUUCUCCUUAUACAUCUAAUGCUAACGAUUCGGCUGCCCCUUUGUGGGUUUAUAAUAGAAAAAGUGUACUGUGAUAACUGGUCAGUUGUCAGAUUAUCAUGCUCAGAUGUGUCUGUUAAUAAUAUCGUUGGUCUCCUUGUUACAUGUUUUCUUAUAUGUGUACCGUUUCUUGUUGUUUUGUACUCUUAUGUCAGAAUCCUGGCAGUGUGCCUGAAAUCUUCAAAGGAAGCUCGUGCUAAAGCUCUACAGACCUGCACCCCUCAUUUAGUGAGCUUCACAAACUACAGCAUCGCCACAUUUUUUGAAAUUCUCCAAUAUCGUUUUGAGCUUCAUAAUUUGCCCCAUGUAGUACGAAUUAUGAUGUCAAUGGAUUGCAUUUUACUUCCUCCUCUUUUGAAUCCUAUCAUCUAUGGAGUGAAAUUGCAGGAGAUAAGAAAAAGGAUCAUUAAGAUGUUCUUUGGAAAAAAAUCUACAUGUGACUCUGUUGAUGCAUCUUUAAAACGCAAAGUGACAAUUACGUGUCUUCCACAUGUGAAGUAA